This is a messenger RNA of Cololabis saira (Pacific saury), 6726 nucleotides long. It is a transcript of the gene ptch2, whose product is annotated as patched 2. Gene Ontology annotation, molecular function: hedgehog family protein binding; smoothened binding; hedgehog receptor activity. Bases 430 to 4884 code for a protein of 1484 amino acids. Gene Ontology annotation, cellular component: plasma membrane. Gene Ontology annotation, biological process: smoothened signaling pathway. The record is from RefSeq and is a predicted model, not a curated record. NCBI's taxonomy places the organism in Eukaryota, Metazoa, Chordata, Actinopteri, Beloniformes, Belonidae. The transcript has 22 exons.
CCGGAGCACUUUUCCAUCAAACCUCCCUUUUCAGGAUUCGCCGAGGGGCGAACUUCUCCAAAGUGUUGCCGCUCCGGGAUCGCAGUUAGACUUGACACGGACGUCCUCCCGCACACAGACUCUCUGCUGCUGCUGCAAAGACCCACCACGACCAGCCACGACCAAAAGCGCACACCACUCCUCUCUUGCAGACGGCAGAUUCACGACCCCGCGGGACGAAUGAAGACUGGAGGAUCUAUACGGAUUGCGGCGCAUAAUGUUGGGAUGGAGUUUGGAGACGUGCGCGGCUCCGCGGAGGAACAGUGAAGAGCUGCUGCUGCAGGACGAGCUGCGCGUCUAUGUUGGAUUAUUAUUACUGACGCUUCUUUUUUCUUCUGAACUCGCACCGCUCCCUCGCCGCAUCGCCCCGCUCAGUCCCUCACCCGGACCAUGGCCUCGGAUCUCGGGGACAUCCCGGGGGUCCCGGGGGCCGGUAUCUAUGGAGGUUUACCCCCGAGCUAUGCGCGCUCCUCCGCGCCGCCAGCAGCCCACCCAGAGCCGCUCCGGAGACCCGGCUACUGCCACGCUGCUCUGGCUCUCAAACACAUCUCCAAGGGAAAGGCGGUAGGUCAGAAAGCUCCUCUGUGGAUCCGGGCGAGGUUCCAGGCCUUCCUGUUCUCCCUCGGCUGCCACAUCCAGAGGCACUGCGGGAAGGUCCUCUUUAUUGGACUCUUAGUAUUCGGGGCUCUGUCUGUGGGACUCCGAGUCGCAUCCAUCGAAACGAACAUCGAGCAGCUAUGGGUGGAAGCUGGCAGUCGGGUGAGCACAGAGCUUCGCUACACCAAGGAGAAGCAGGGAGAGGAGUCGGUGUUUACCUCACAGAUGCUCAUCCAGACGCCCAAAGAAGAGGGCACUGACAUUCUUACCCAAGAGGCUUUGCUGGUCCACAUGGAAGCUGCCCUGUCGGCCAGCAAGGUGCAGGUGUCACUGUUUGGAAAAUCGUGGGAUCUUAAUAAAAUAUGCUAUAAAUCAGGAGUGCCUAUAAUAGAAAAUGUCAUGAUUGAAAGGAUGAUUGACAAGCUGUUCCCCUGUAUGAUAAUCACCCCAUUGGACUGUUUCUGGGAAGGGGCCAAACUGCAGGGAGGCUCUGCCUAUUUACCGGGUAUGCCCGAUAUCCAGUGGAUGAAUUUAGAUCCUGUCAAGCUGAUGGAGGAACUGAGUCAGUUCACUUCCCUGGAAGGGUUUAAAGAGAUGUUGGACAAAGCCCAGGUGGGACAUGCCUACAUGAACAGGCCGUGCCUCAACCCUGCAGACCCCGACUGCCCUCUCAGCGCUCCCAACAAGGAACAGGAAGAGAGUCCUGAUAUCGCUGGGCGUCUCCAAGGGGGUUGCUUUGGUUUCAGCCAGAAGUUCAUGCACUGGCAGGAGGAGCUGAUCCUGGGAGGCCAGGCCAAAAACAGCCAGGGUGCUCUGCUGAGUGCGGAGGCCCUGCAGACCAUGUUCUUGCUGAUGAGCCCCAAACAGUUGUACGAGCACUUUAAAGACGACUACGAGAUCCACGACAUCAACUGGAAUGAAGAAAAGGCCACCGCCAUCCUCGAGUCCUGGCAGAGGAAGUUUGUGGAGGUGGUACACGAGAGCGUCCCAGUGAACUCUACUCAGGCCAUCCACGCUUUCUCAACCACCACCCUCAAUGAUAUCAUGAAAUCCUUCUCUGACGUCAGUGUCAUCAGGGUGGCUGGAGGAUACUUGCUCAUGCUAGCCUAUGCCUGUGUGACGAUGCUACGGUGGGAUUGUGCAAAGUCCCAGGGGGCCGUCGGCCUGGCCGGGGUGUUGUUGGUGGCACUGUCGGUGGCAGCAGGACUGGGUCUCUGCUCGCUGCUCGGCCUCUCCUUCAAUGCUGCAACUACACAGGUGCUCCCCUUCCUGGCGCUCGGGAUUGGUGUAGAUGACAUGUUUCUGUUGGCUCACUCCUUCACAGAAGCAGGAAGUAACAUUCCCUUUAAGGAGCGGACAGGAGACUGUCUGCGGCGCACCGGCACCAGCGUUGCUCUGACCUCCAUCAACAACAUGAUUGCGUUCUUCAUGGCCGCCCUUGUGCCGAUCCCUGCCUUGCGAGCGUUCUCGUUGCAGGCUGCCAUCAUAGUGGUGUUUAACUUUGCCAUGGUGCUGCUCAUCUUCCCCGCCAUCCUCAGUCUGGAUCUCCACCGGCGUGAGGACAAGCGCCUGGACGUGCUCUGCUGUCUGUACAGCCCCUGCGCCGACCGCGUCAUCCACCUCUCGCCGCAGGAGCUCUCGGACGCCGGGCAGCAGCCCCACACGGCCACGACGGGGACGGCUCACACACACCAGUACGCGGCAGGAUCCACCAUCACCACCAGCACCCAGAUCACCACGACCGUGCAGGCGUUCACGCAGUGUGACGCAGCCGGUCAGCAUAUCGUUACGAUCCUUCCACCCACAUCUCAGAUCUCCACCAGCCCUCCCUCCAUCAUCGUCUGCCCCACCUCGCAGGCUCAAGCCACCUCCCCCUCCCCGACCACGGCCUCUGUGCCGGACCCGUACGGCUCCCAGCUCUUCACCCCGACCUCCAGCUCCACGCGAGACCUCUUAGCUCAGGUGGAAGACUCCAAAUCAGGGAAGAAGUGUGUCCCGCUACCGUUCCUCCACUGGAACCUCUCCAGCUUUGCCAGAGAAAAAUACGCCCCCCUGCUCCUCCAGCCGAAGAGUAAAGCCAUUGUGGUCGUCCUCUUCCUGGGCCUCCUGGGCCUCAGCCUGUACGGGACCACCAUGGUGCACGACGGCCUUUACCUGACCGACAUUGUGCCACGCGACACCAAGGAAUAUGAUUUCAUCGAAGCCCAGUUCAAGUACUUCUCCUUCUACAACAUGUACCUGGUCACCAUGGACGGAUUUGACUAUGCCCGGUCUCAGAGGCUGCUGAUUCAGCUGCACAACUCCUUCAACUCUGUCAAAUACGUGGUCAGAGACAGCGACAACAAACUACCCCGCAUGUGGCUGCACUACUUCCAGGACUGGCUCAAAGGUCUUCAGGCUGCUUUUGAUGCCGAUUGGCAGGCGGGCAGGAUUACCGCUGACAGCUAUAGGAACGGCACGGAAGAUGGAGCUCUGGCUUACAAGCUCCUCAUCCAGACCGGUUCCAAGAAAGAGCCUUUCAACUACAGCCAGCUGACCUCUCGACAGCUGGUGGAUGCGGAGGGUUUGAUCCCCCCUGAGGUCUUUUAUAUUUACCUGACGGUCUGGGUCAGUAAUGAUCCUUUGGGCUACGCUGCGUCCCAGGCCAACUUCUACCCCCACCCCAGAGAGUGGAUUCACGACAAGUAUGACACUACUGGGGAAAAUCUGCGCAUCCCGGCAGCAGAGCCACUGGAGUUUGCCCAGUUCCCUUUCUACCUGAAUGGCCUCCGCCAGGCCAGUGACUUUGUGGAAGCCAUUGAGAGCGUGCGGGCCAUUUGUGACGAGUUUAACCGAAAAGGUGUCUUAAACUACCCCAACGGAUACCCGUUCUUGUUCUGGGAGCAGUACAUCGGCCUCAGACACUGGUUCCUGCUGGCGAUCAGUGUGGUGCUGGCUUGCACCUUCCUGGUUUGUGCCAUUCUCCUGCUCAACCCCUGGACCGCUGGCAUCAUCGUGUUUAUCUUGGCCAUGAUGACUGUGGAGUUGUUCGGCAUCAUGGGUCUGAUUGGCAUCAAGCUCAGUGCCAUUCCUGUGGUCAUACUGAUUGCCUCAGUGGGCAUCGGAGUGGAGUUUACUGUUCACAUCGCUUUGGGUUUCCUGACAGCGAUUGGCAACAGGCACAAACGCUCUGCAGUUGCAUUGGAGCACAUGUUUGCCCCGGUGGUUGAUGGCGCCAUUUCCACGUUGCUGGGUGUUCUCAUGCUGGCAGGAUCGGAGUUUGACUUCAUCAUGAGGUAUUUCUUUGCCGUGCUAGCAAUCCUGACCGUUUUGGGGAUGCUGAACGGCUUGGUUCUUCUCCCGGUGCUCCUGUCCAUGAUGGGCCCCCCAGCUGAGAUCAGCCAAGUCGACAACGCCAGCUGUCUGCCGACCCCCUCCCCCGAGCCCCCUCUGCCGCCGCCCAUGGCCCACCACGGGUACUACGCGGGCCACCACAACCCGCGCUCAUCUCGCCAACAAGCCUUUUCCGAGUCAUCUGACUCCGAGUAUUACUCUGAGUUGACCACCACGUCAGGGAUCGGCGAGGAGGAUUAUAAGCACUGUGACCGGAGCGCAUACCUGGCGUCACAUACCGGCAUUCCACCUGCAACAUCUCAUAUACUGCUGGAGGCCAGCAAGAAUCCCAGCUUCCCCAAACUCACGGUGGUGAAGCCAUUCAGAGAAAACACUGCAGGUGGAAGGAUCGAACCUUUAAGUGAAUCCUCUCUCAACGCGCCGCUUGGCUCCCAGGUCACGUGCUGGGAUGGAAACAAGCGGGAGCAGCUGAGCGACCUCCAGAGAGCGCAGGCUCAGCCCGCGCACCACUUACCCAGUGACAGUGCUCAGUUUCCCGGGAGAACUUGUGAAAGCGGCCCCAGGCUGCAGAACGGCAGAGGGCCUCUGCCAAACAGGACUAAAGGGCCGAGCUACGGCCAUAGCAACUCCGCCCUGCCGACGCAACAAGUCUCCGCUGGGAGACCCGUUACUAUGGUUACAGCCACAGCCUCGGUGACGGUGUCUGUGCAUCCAACCUUGCCAGGAGCGACAUACGAAGGCUACAUGCAUGAAGGUUUUGACAUGGACAGUGAGUCGGACUGUUUCGAGGUCACUAAAAGGACUUGUGGUGACAAAACAAACUUUUCAUGCAAGAGAGACUCUCUAGAGCUCCAGGACUUGGAAGCAGCACAGGGAAAAUCAGAGUAUCCACUCGGCAAGACACAAGGUGAAUGAAGUUUCACCAAAUUAUCAUGACGGACAGUGAGAGUUUUGCUUAUGCGCCUCUUUAUUCUGUCUACUUCUGAUGAUGAAGAUUCAAGUAUCCAAAAGUUGCUGGAAUCUCUCACACAGCGGGCGCUCUCACUUCCAGUGUCUGACACCUAGAGCAGCUCCAUGUCCACACGGUGUCACAUCAUGCCUUGAACUCUCAACUGUACAUAGACUCCACUCAAAAAAGAGAGGAUUCAUAUCAAGGACAUAAAAAAAAACAAAUCUUUGUUGUAAGAAUGAUAUAAAUAUAUGAGUAUAUAUUUUAAUACUAAAAAAGAGGGAAGCUAUUUAAAAGAGUACUGUAUAACUUGGGCAUACUUUUGUGUAAAAUUUCAGAUGUAUAAAAUUAUUCUGAUGUGGGUUGGUGAAUUUUCCCUCCCAUACUGUAUAGAAUAAGAAAUGUGCUAUAUGUUUUCAUGAAAAAAAAAGUCAGAUGUUUUUAAGGUAUUAGGCUAUUGAAAAUACAUGGUCAGUGUUUUAUUUCUAUUUGUAUUGUUGUGUUCUUAUUGCUGCUACCCUUCAAAAUAAUUUUAAACAUUUUGCCCUAAAAAGUGCAGUACCUCCUCCACCCCCUGAUUCAAAAGUGGCUUUCACAGUAUGGUGCUGUGAUUUACUCUGUUGCAUAUGUACACAUAUUCUGUUACAGUGUGCGCUGUUAAAAAGGCAGUCUUCCACAGGAGAGACCUUUUUUUUGACCUUAGUAACCGCCGUGCCUUCAGUGUGUCCCCCUCCUCUUGUUGCAGUGUCUAGAGCUCAGUAUUAUGUUCUCGUUUUGGUUUCAAAUAUGUAUUUGUCUCAAGACGCAGAAUGUUUGUCAAGAGGCAGUAGAUGACUGUAUUUUCUCAGUUGUCACUAUCUGUUUUGUGUUGUUUGUGAUCAGCCAGCCAUCAUGUUGGCAGCACCAUGCCUGAUUCAGAUUUACCUGCUUAUUCUGUGUCAAGGCAUCCCAUGCUCCACAGAUUUAAACUACUUGAAGGAGCUGUGAUGUGGUUUUUUUUUUACCCCCCCUUCAGCAGUUUUUGUAAGCUCUACAGUGGGUGAUGUUUGUUUUUGUCACUUUGUGUUCGACAAAGUGUUGUUCGCCUCCUGGUAUUGGUAUCUUAAAAAAAAAGGGAAUUAUAAGAUUCAAAGGGAUUUAUUUUACUUAAUUUUCUUUUUUUUUCCUUUAGUGGCUGCUGUCGGGUUGUAACAGUCUCAUGUUCUUGUGACUCUGUGCAAUUAUUACGUUACGUAAACUGGUUCGCUUCUUCUUCGCGCCUCAACCUGCUUUUGCUCACUUUCUAAUCUUUCACUCUGUUUGUUAAUUGCAACCCUACACGUGCCACAGAACACGUUCUCUCACUCGUAGGAUUCUCAUUCAGUAUUGGUCUCGUCACUGCCAGGUUCCUUUUGCAGGGAUAAACUUGCAAUUUUUUUAUUAUUAUUUUUUAAAUCUCAUCCAAUAAGUGGCAGCUUUUAUUGCUUUUUUUAUUUUAUUUUAUUUUUUUUCAUUUUGGCAGUUGUGAAUAAUUAAGCAAAACAAACAAAGCACCAUUUAUAGUGUGACAGAAGACAGCCAGGAGGUCAGAUGCUGAUGAGGAGUUUACGGGGGAGGGAGGGGGGUUGGGGAGUUUAGGGGUAAACUCCUGCAUUGGUUAUAGUUUAUUUCAAAAACCUGUUAAUGUCAUGCCAUAUAAAUUAUUUAUAUUGAAAAAUUUUAUUUUUGUAGUUUGUACAGAUGCUCGUAUCUAGACUGAAGUUCUAUUUUUAAAGAGUAAAUAUAUAUUAUAUAUAAAUAUAUCUAUUUGUUGCGGAGUUUGCUUUUGU